AUGCGCAGCCUCGCAGCCUCGUGGAUCACGGCGUUGAUGGUUCGUGUCGGAUGGGCAGCGUCUGUUUGUCAGUUCGCUAAAUUACCUAGAAUCUCUUUCAACCCUGCUAAGAAGAGUGGUAGAAAAGUUACAAUUAAUGAUCAACUUCGCAAGAGAAGAGCAAAAGGAAAGCAUAUUGAUAUAAAGUUCCCUAAAGAAUUUGCAAAAGUGUGUGGAGAACAUGCUAGUUUAUUUAAAAGUGAGAUAACAGUUCUGGUUAUUAUUGCAUUCAGUGGCUGGUUAUUACAAUAUAUCUUUGCUGUACAGCAAAAGUGCCAUGAGACAAAAAAGGAGCAACCAGGAAAGCAAGAGAUGGGGUCCAAAGUAGGAACUAGAUCAAUUGCUCAAAUCGCUUACGAUCUGCGAGACCCAGAAACUGGUGAAUGGCCUACUGCUAUGCAAGUUUGGAGGGCUACAUAUCAAAAGGCUGAUGGGACAUGGCCCAUUCCAACGGGUGAAGAAAUAAUGACUAAACUACAUGAAGCUGCUGGGAUACAUCAAGAAAAGAUUUCUUCUACGCCCGUGCUAAUAGUGGAGCACUUUGCACUAGUUCUUGGUCAAAAGCUAAACCAUUCACGUGGUGUUGGCAUUCGUGCUGUAAACUGA
Messenger RNA from Miscanthus lutarioriparius, 645 nucleotides. The record is from the annotation of a GenBank genome assembly. NCBI's taxonomy places the organism in Eukaryota, Viridiplantae, Streptophyta, Magnoliopsida, Poales, Poaceae.